UUCCGAAUCCCUCACGAUGACGCGACCGGAGGUUCCGUCCUUAGGCUUGGACCUUUCGUCACCAAUUCUCUGAUAACAAUAUCCGAGACUUCGUGUACUUGCCGACGUCACUUUCUCGUGGCCAGAUAUGUCAGGGGACUAGUAUCGAACAAUCUUCGUUGGCUCCUGGAUUCCCUGGAGUCUCUGGACGCGGUGGCAUUCACACUAUGAGUCCUUAUGAUUAAGCGUCCUCGUGUGAAAGCAAUGUUAACUUAGGGAAUUUCCGAAACCUUGUGAAAAGGGAGGUAGGUCAAUAUGAACGGCGGUCCAGACCCGACCCGGGAGAUAAAAGGUCCCAUGCACACCAAGGAUACCUCCGCGCAUCCCCCCUGCUUGCAACCAUCAUGGUUUCUGAACUUUUCGACAUUAGGAAACAAUUCACGUUCUAUGGAUCCUACCACACAAAUCCUAUCAAUGUCACGAUUCAUAUAAUUUGCGUGCCGAUGAUUCUGUGGACUGGUCUAGUCAUGGGCACCCACGUCCUGCCUACAUGGCUACCCGACAUCCAUUUUGCGAUCAACAACUACCUUGCCUUCGACCUCAACUUCUCUACCGUCUGGGCUGUUACGAACUUGCUCUACUACUAUAUCCUAGAGCCCACUGCUGCGUUUAUAUACACCCCUCAAAUGACGCUUUGUUUUUUGUCAGCCAUGAAAUUCUCCGAGAGAUCUGAUCAUAUGGCUAUUGCUUUAACUGUGCAUGUGCUCUGCUGGAUCGCUCAGUUCCUUGGUCAUGGUAUAGCAGAAAAACGCGCCCCAGCGCUCCUGGAUAAUAUUCUUGGUGCUGCCGUUCUCGCUCCUUUCUUCGUGCAUCUAGAGAUCCUCUACAAACUCGGAUAUAAUCCCAAGCUUCAUAAAAUCAUCAUCAACGAUAUCGGCAAGGAGGUCACCAAGUUGAGAAAGGCGGAGGGUGUUAAAAAGCGCGCUGCCAGUCAAACGGUGGCGGAUGAACCGCUCGCAAGAAAGAAUUAAAUGGAGUACAUAACAUUGUACAUUCAUUAACUCAUGUACAUGUAACCUUAUUUUAUAUAAGCCUUAACGUUCAGAGUAUUUUUAUAUGGCCCAAGUCCGUAAUUAAUAAUUCAAUGGCAGAGCAAUCGCGAUGGUAGUAGUAGUACUCGUAAUCUCUACUUAUACAGUGAUUAUUACAGUGGUAUAUUAGAUGAAUGGAUUGUAUGCAGUAAC
Molecule: messenger RNA, 1223 nt
Organism: Desarmillaria tabescens
Lineage: Eukaryota; Fungi; Basidiomycota; Agaricomycetes; Agaricales; Physalacriaceae
Exons: 5
Coding region: 384-1010 (208 amino acids)
Biological process (GO): sphingoid catabolic process
Cellular component (GO): endoplasmic reticulum
Source: RefSeq, a predicted model, not a curated record